ACACCCUAUCUUCUGCAAUUCCUCAGUACCCUGAUAUUUCUACUACUUCCUAAUUUUGUCCUAUUUUGAACCUCGCAUUGUUCCCCGGCCUGCUGCGCGUCACCUGUCUGACCUCCAGAGCGGUUGCUGUUCCAUACGUUUUCGGCGACAUACUCCCAUCAUCUAUUAGGAUCCUCCUAGAAAGCGGCAGUUAUGAACGGCACACGAUCACACCCUCCGGCCAGCAGACAGCACCACAAUCUUGCUCGGAAUGAAGCCAACAUAUACCGCAAACCCAGACCGUCCUGGUGAGGUGCGGGCACUGGCAUGGCUUCCAAACAGAACACGCCAUCUACUCAUUGCCUUUCUAGGCGAAUUGAUCGGUACUUUCCUGUUCCUCUUCUUCGCCUUUGCAGCGACGCAAACUGCCAACAAUCUUCUCGGCACCCGAGUCAUGGACAUUCAGUCUCUCAUGUACAUCUCGCUGGCCUUCGGUUCUUCUCUGGCAGUCAAUGUCUGGGUGUUCUUCCGUGUCAGUGGAGGACUUUUCAACCCUGCGGUUACCGUCGCGAUGGCUCUCAUUGGUGCUGUGCCCUGUGUCAAGGCCGUGCUCCUCAUACUCGCACAGCUCGUAGGCGCCAUCGCCGCUGCUGGCGCUGUUUCGGCAACUUUCCCAGGUCCACUCGCUGUUCGCACACGACUUGGGGCUGGUACCUCUGUCACUCGUGGAGUCUUCAUUGAGAUGUUUUUGACUGCCUUGCUCAUUUUCUGUAUCUUCAUGCUGGCCGCGGAAAAGCAUCGCUCAACCUUCAUUGCCCCAAUCGGUAUCGGGAUUGCUCUUUUUGUCGCUGAGUUGGCUGGUGUCCUCUACACUGGCGGGUCUCUCAAUCCAGCGCGUUCAUUCGGUCCUGAUGUCGCCACCAGGCUCUUCGACGACUACCAUUGGAUCUACUGGGUGGGGCCACUUCUUGGUGCUCUGCUCGCCGUACUGCUCUACCGUCUCCUCAAACUACUGGAGUACGAAACUGCCAACCCUGAUGCCGAUGGCGAUGGUCGUCAAGAGGUCUACUACAGGAAUGGGGGCUCUGGAGCGAGCACGACUGAAACCACUCGUGUUCAUGGCGCAACCGACGGAGCCUCCGAUGAUGCGGACUUCGCAUCUCGCAUCCGCACCGCGAAACACGGACCGCAGCACAAUGCGGCUCUCACGAACGAUCAGGCCAACUGUGCUUCCAUGUCACAACCCAUGCCUAUCUUCAAUCCCGGCCAUGACGGCCAUCGUUCUCAAGCCGCGUCCAAUUGCAGCUAUCGUAGUGGCCCCAGCGUUGAAUCUGGCUCAUCGUAGUCUGGCAGUACCAACUCUUUUCGUUCCUCAGUCACAUCCAGCUCGACUGCAUCGUCGAGUACACAGGCCGAAGAUUACUAUAGGCACGAGAAGCCAAGGAAGCGAGGCACUUUCGAUGGCCAUAUGUAUUACCCGUGCUGCUGGCUCCCUGGGUUUGUGUUGAGCGCAAUUUUUUGUCCA
Messenger RNA from Boeremia exigua, 1504 nucleotides. Its product is annotated as aquaporin. The transcript is spliced from 4 exons. Bases 251 to 1324 code for a protein of 357 amino acids. Gene Ontology annotation, cellular component: plasma membrane. Gene Ontology annotation, biological process: transmembrane transport. Lineage: Eukaryota; Fungi; Ascomycota; Dothideomycetes; Pleosporales; Didymellaceae. The record is from RefSeq and is a predicted model, not a curated record. Gene Ontology annotation, molecular function: water channel activity.